AGAGGUUUGUUGGAGAUUGGGGAGGGUUCUUGUUGCUGUAACAUACACCGGGCAUUGUUCUCGCGGGUAGAUGUCGCCUUACAAGACGGCUAGCAUGGCGUGACUGAUUGAUCGGGCUGGCAACAUAGAACCCCAUCAAACAAUACCGGCCACCUCUGCCGGGAGGGGAACAUGUAUUUGUGGAAACCUUUUGUUUAAAUUGUUCAGAUUGAUACAGGCGAGACAUGUGAGGUAUCUCUAGUUCUGGACGGAAUUAGCGCUUCAUUUUCGGAACAUUGGAGUACAUAAAGCUUCGACAGACCUGGGUUGAUAUCGAACCGGGGCGUAUCGCUUCCUGCAACCUCGUGGCGGACAUCAUUUGAGGGGGAGAUGAAACCGGCCAGGGAGUCUUUCGGCAGAUUUCAAUAAUCUAAGGACGAGACAUUGAUUCAAAACCAACUGGAAUAAACUAGGUAUAGAAGUGACAGGAUAGACCUAGGUGACAAAUUUAAAUAUUUGGCCAUCGUUGUAAAACGACAAUAUCGUGGAUAUUUGAAAUUAUAGUGUUAAUAACAAAGGCACUUUCACGGGCCAUAAAGUUCAAAUUGUCGCCGAAAGUACAUAAAAUUUUAUUGCUUAUUUUCAAUUUAUCAAUAUUACGUGAUGAAAGAAGAAUCGAAUAUCAGAGACGUGUUGUGACACUGCUAAAUGUUAAUCAUACAAAGUUCGGAAUUUAGUUAAAGUGAAACGUUUCUUAAAAUAAACCUGCAUAUUUUUAUUUGUGAAUUUUAUAUUCCGCCCUCUAUUUAUUAAGCUCAAAUUUGGAAUUUAGCGUAUGACAAAUUAGUUUUGUGUGUAUAGUAAGUUGGUACAAGUGAAGCUCAUUGUUGGGGCCUGAAACCAAACAACGGACUGGUCGUGAUAACGUCAGCGGGUAAUUGAACAAAGCGUCACAGCAUGAGAGUAACAAGCACAGCGUGAGAUUGGCUUACAAAACCCUGGCUUUGUCUUCACACUGCUCGAACAAUCCCGGAAACGGAAAUACACGCCUAUUGGACUCAAUCAAUCAUGGAUUAUAUUUAUUUAUCAUUCUACGGUGAAGUUAGGUAAACUGUAGCAAAGCAUGUCUUCGAGUGUCCAUGUACUAUGUGAUAGGAAUUCUAAAAAUGAACUAUCGAUGAUACGGAUGUGUGAACCUGUAUGAUUUGGAUAAUAAGAGCGUUAUGAAACAUUUCCUUCACAUUGUUAUUUUCCUAGAACAAUGAUGGAAUAUAUGGUGCCCAAUAUCUGAACUUCAUCUAAUACAUUCUAUAUAUUAAGUUGUGUACAAACCUGGGUGGAGGGCUGUGUAAGCCGGAUGGCUGCGGGUAUGGGUGACAGCGAGGAGAGCAGCGGGAACGCGUACAAGUGCCGGGUGACGUUGCUGGCUUCUCAGGGCCGGGGCCGCGCACUGGAGGGCAUCAUGGCCGCCCUUACCGAUUGGGUGGACCCCUACAGGCAAAUUAUUGACGUUGACGAGAAAAUUCCGGACGAGAACUUGUACAAGGGGCGGAGAGCGGAGCCUCCAAGAGUAAACGGGAUUCUCGUGACGCCAUCCCUCAGUAUUAUGUUGUUUAUGAAAGAAGAUGGUGACAUGUGUGUAAGUGACAUUCAACGUAUUAUAGAAAACCCGCCUUGGCAGUUCCACCAUAAGGUAGAGUUACAAAACAAGAGUGCUCCUGAUAAGCCCGUAGCAAAGCAAGAGUUUUACAAACUGUCCGACGAUUUGCCACUGUUUGCCGCCUGUCCAGUGCUGACAAACACGGAACAUUUACGUAUAAACAUGUACGUGCACAGGUUUACAAAAAUGGUAGAAUUCUACAGGAGUAUCACUGAAACAGAGAUUGAGACGAGUAAACCGGAGUUUUGUAUAUUUGAACUCUACCAGCAGCCGGGCCUAAACAUACAGCUAUCAUUAAAACACUCUCCUUAUCUGUAUCCGGUGCCCGUAGAGUCUGCCUACAUUAGUUUUAACGUCCGAAGCGUCGAGGACAUCCGGGUGGCAACGGGUGUCGCCGACAUUGAAUGUGUCGGUGGCAACGUGUACACGACACGUGACCCUGACGGCAACCUCGUGAUUUUAUACGAGAACGACCACGUACAGCAGGCUUUGUUUUGUGAUCUGGCAAACGCUGCGUGUAACCACAAGCUCGCUGUCUCCCCACUCUGCCUCGCCUGUGACAACUUCUCAUUCGACGACGGCAAGAGUCUCCACAGCACCGCAGAGAGUCACGACUCUGGCCGCUUCUCGGACCUGGAGGGCGGCAAGGCGGAUAUCGGCACAAAUCAGAGGGACAAGAGAAACAAACCGGGGACUCGAGACAAAACAAAUCGUGUGAAAAGUGAAGGAUACGCUAGCUCAGAUAGCAGUUCGAGUUUAACGCCAGUCGAGAGGCAGGGAAACCAGACCAUACACCAGCCUAAUAACCUACCACAGAACAGCAAAUCACGUAUAACCUCUGGAUCAAGGACCCCCCAGGAUCAAACUAAAACUAACGUUAAUCCGUCUCAACAACCAAAGUCUUGGGCCAGCAGUGAGAGUCCAGUGGAGUUAAAACAAACUAUAACUUCUAAGUCAAGAACUCAGCAGCCAAGCAGUAAGUCCACCCCCCGUGGACGUAUUAUGAGAGAUAGUGAAACUGUAGCAAACAAGCGUGAUACACGCUUCACUCCGGCGUAUUUAUGAUUUUUAGAUUCUAUUUCAGAGUGGUGACUGUAUUAUGCAAUUGUAGUCAACAAAAGUAGAACAUACGAUAGUUUUAAAUUCUUGCCAUUCACUAAUUAUUUUUCAUUUAUUUUUUCCAUUAUUUAUAUGAUUGAAAUAACAAGAUGUAGGCGUUUUCUUCGGACAAUUGCAAAAAUAGUCGAUUAUUAGAUGUGAACUUAAUUUGUUGAAGGAUUGUGCAAUUGCCGAUGCCAGUAACCAUGAAAAUGCCCAGUUAUCGAAAGUUUAAAGUGACACUCUUAUUCAAAAUCAAUACAUUCACAUGUAUAACAAACAUCAAUUUUGACUGAUAAAUCUUUAACUACUUACUAAAUAAUGCAUUUAUGGAAAAUAUAAAUUACUGAUAACAAGAUUCUAACCUUGUAUUUAAUAGCAGAAAGCGCAACAAUAUUAAAUGAUUGGUGAAUGCUAAAAUAUUUACUGUGGUGUACUAUACAUGUAGAAAUAGCUUUUUUAUGGUCUUUUCUUUCAAAUUAAACUCGGUAUCCUUCAUUAGAAACAUUAUUUUCGACAUUUAUUCAUCCUUUUUGCAAUAUUAAAACAAUAUUAUUAAUUGUGGUUAAUCUUAUUUGGGAGUAAGAGUGCAUCUGUUAAACUGUUAAGAUGCAAAUGGCAAUUAAUGUGUCAUACGACAAUGAACUAGAUACGACAAUGAACUAGAUACAUAAACGUACAUACAUAAACAGGCCACACACGCAUCAAAUAGCUUUACCGACAAAUGAUGGGACUACCGCCCAAGGAUAUUAUAACAUUAUGUGCUUGUGAAAAUAUCCUGAAGUAGUCUUUUUCACUGGAACACGAGUCUACCGGGUGUUUAAACUAGUUUGUAUGGCCAUAAACUUGAUCAUUUGCCCCUGCAUUAUUUAUCAAUAAUUACAGAAUUAAAAACAAUGAAGAAUAAAGUAAUAAAAAUAACAUAUAAACUGAGACUCCAGUCACAAUCUGUCUCCAGGAAGGUAUCGUAUGUUUCGACUGUUGUGACCUUGACCUUUGACUGCUGUAACCCAUGACAUUCGUGUAAUGGCCAAGGCUUGCAUA
Mya arenaria is the source of this 3781-nucleotide messenger RNA. RefSeq names its product protein FAM124A-like. Bases 1337 to 2704 code for a protein of 455 amino acids. NCBI's taxonomy places the organism in Eukaryota, Metazoa, Mollusca, Bivalvia, Myida, Myidae. The record is from RefSeq and is a predicted model, not a curated record. The transcript has a single exon.